This is a messenger RNA of Lacerta agilis (Sand lizard), 4183 nucleotides long. It is a transcript of the gene SPIRE1, whose product is annotated as spire type actin nucleation factor 1. Gene Ontology annotation, molecular function: actin binding. The transcript has 19 exons. NCBI's taxonomy places the organism in Eukaryota, Metazoa, Chordata, Lepidosauria, Squamata, Lacertidae. The record is from RefSeq and is a predicted model, not a curated record. Gene Ontology annotation, biological process: actin filament network formation; establishment of meiotic spindle localization; polar body extrusion after meiotic divisions. Gene Ontology annotation, cellular component: cytoplasmic vesicle membrane; cell cortex. The coding region runs from base 66 to 2555 and encodes 829 amino acids.
CAGCGAGCGCGGCGGAUCAUCUCCUUUUCGUUGUUAUUAUUAUCAUUCAUCUCCCCGCAGAGGGAAUGGCUCACGGCGGGGCUGCGGGAAGCGACGAGCCCUUGCCGGGCACCUCCGGCCGCAGAGACGGCGGCGACGACGAAGGCCGGUCUCUGGCGGCGGCGCUGGUGAUGCGGGACGCGCUGUCUCUGGAGGAGAUCCUGCGGCUCUACAGCCAGCCCAUCAACGAGGAGCAGGCGUGGGCCGUCUGCUACCAGUGCUGCGGUUCCCUCCGCUCCCGAGGCCGCCGCGGGGAGUCUCCCAGGCGCAGGGUGGAGAGCCCCGCCGACAUCCGCAUCUGGAAGGACGGAGCCGUCACGCUGGGCGACGUUGCUCGGAGCCCGCCGGCAGCAGGUAAAUCAGAACAUUUACGCUGUCCAGAAACAGAGGUAAUAGAAUCAUUGGGAAUUAUUAUUUAUAAAGCACUGGACUAUGGCUUGAAAGAGAAUGAAGAGCGAGAGCUAAGCCCUCCCUUGGAACAGCUUAUUGAUCAUAUGACCAACACAGUAGAAGCAGAUGGGAGCAAAGAUGAAGGUUAUGAGGCUCUGGAUGAAGGAGUAGAAGAAGAAAAUGACAAAGGACACGUUGAAGUUAUUCAGUCUUACCGCGAUGUCAUGAAGCUCUGUGCUGCUCAUCUGCCAACUCAAUCAGAUGCACCAAAUCACUAUCAAGCAGUGUGUCGGGCACUAUUUGCAGAAACAAUGGAGCUGUACACAUUCUUGGCCAGAAUUAAAAGUGCAAGAGAGAAUUUGAAGAAGAUGCAGGAAAUGGACAGAGAAGGAACUGAUGACUCCAGCGCUGAUCUUGAUGAGUUAAAAACUGCUGAUUGGGCUCAGUUUUGGGUGCAGGUCAUGCGAGACUUGCGAGAUGGUGUGAAAUUGAAGAAAGUUAAAGAACGUCAAUUCAAUCCUCUUCCCAUAGAGUAUCAGCUCACACCAUAUGAGAUGCUGAUGGAUGAUAUUCGAUCCAAACGCUAUACUUUAAGAAAAGUUAUGGUCAAUGGGGAUAUCCCUCCACGAUUAAAAAAGAGUGCUCAUGAUAUUAUCUUGGACUUUAUCCGAUCUCGACCUCCAUUAAAUCCAGCCUCUGCAAGAAAACUAAAACCAACCCCACCAAGACCACGUAGCCUCCAUGAAAGAAUACUGGAAGAAAUCAAGUCUGAAAGGAAGCUGAGACCCGUCUCUCCUGAUGAGAUCAGGCGUAGCAGGCUAGCAAUCCGGCCUCUUAGCAUGUCUUACAGUUUUGACUUGUCAGAUGUAUCAACACCAGAGGCCUCCAAAAAUCUUUCAGAAAGCUGUCAGAAUGGCAGUUUUGCAUCAGAAGCAAAGGUGAAUGGCAUUGGUGCUACUAAGUUGACGGUACAACGGAAGAGACUUUUGAAAGCUCCCACUUUGGCUGAACUGGAUAGCUCAGAUUCAGAGGAGGAGUAUGUACAGAAAUCACCCAGCAGCAGUAGUAUUUCUCCCUCCCAAAUGGAAGAUAUAUUUCCAGAGACCAUAUCUGGGAAAAAGGUGCCUCCGAAAUUCUUGCCAAUAUCAUCCACACCACAACCAGAGAGGAGACAGCCACCUCAGAGGCGACAUUCCAUUGAAAAGGAAACACCAACCAAUGUUCGACAGUUCCUGCCACCUACAAAACAGAGCUCCAGAUCACUUGAGCACCCCCUUUUUCUGUUCUUGUUUGGCCUUAUGAGAAUGAGGAGGCUUCUUGUUCCCAGGAUAACAAGUUUAUUUCCAAGGAUGACGCUCAAAACACUUUUCCCAGCCAUACAUACAGCCUCCCAGCUUAGCUCCCAUCCCUUUGAAGCAGCCUUAUUUGGGGUGGCAAGGACUAUAUAUUAUCUUUGUGAGAGAGCUUUUAACAACAAGUGGACACUCUCAAAGGAGGAGUUUUGUUACCCAGUGGAAUGCCUGGCUCUUACAGUGGAAGAAGUAAUGCACAUCCGUCAAGUGCUAGUGAAGGCCGAGCUAGAGAAGUACCAGCAGUAUAAAGAUGUCUAUACUGCCCUUAAGAAAGGAAAGCUCUGUUUUUGUUGCCGAACAAGGAGGUUUUCUUUCUUCACCUGGUCCUAUACCUGUCAGUUUUGUAAAAGGCCUGUAUGCUCACAGUGUUGCAAGAAGAUGCGCCUGCCAUCAAAGCCAUAUUCUACACUUCCCAUCUUUUCUCUGGGACCUUCGGCUUUACAGAAAGGAGAGAGUUUUAUGAGGCCAGAUAAACCUUCCACUAGCCAUCACCGGUCACUUAGGGGCAUGCCAAGAUUAUCCUCAAAGUCCAAGUCGGUAGAUAAAUCAGAUGAAGAAGCACUAUUUCCAAAAGAGCUAAUGGAGGACUGGAGCACCAUGGAAGUGUGUGUGGACUGCAAAAAGUUCAUUUCAGAAAUCAUCAAUUCAAGCCGCCGCAGCCUCUCCCUGGCUAACAAGCGAGCCAGAUUAAAAAGGAAAACCCAGUCGUUCUACAUGUCCUCCCCAGGCACCUCGGAGUAUUGCCCUUCUGAGAGGACUAUCAAUGAGAUCUGAGCUGUAUGCCUUUCUCUUUGCUUUGUAUUCAUGAAGUCUUGAGAGAACUCGAUGAAACCAGAAUGUCUUUUUUCCUUUGUUCUACCCAACAGCUUACAUUUGCAUUAGAUCACUGGUUUUGCCACUCCAUAAUUUAUACACACAGAGAAAGUAAGAAAUUGGGCUAUGCAGCAGGUCAGUAGAUAAAACUGUUUGCACGGGAAGAAAUUGUCCAUUAGAAAUUGUUGCCUUUUUGUAUGUGAAACAGUGUACAAAGAGCGCCUUUACUUGCAUUAUUUUUUUCUAGUGUUCAUUCCUUCGGUAAUGUUCAAGAAAAGAAUCAAAAUAUAGAACUACACAAUGGUGUUAGCAGAGUUGUAAUUAUUGAACUAUGCUGGCAUUUACUACCAACUAACAUUUACAUUUCAGUCUUUGUGGCACACAAGCCCAUGCUUGUACAGAAAAUUGACGGGGGCCAUGGCUCUUAAUGCCUUAUGGUAAAGCACAAAGCUUUAAAGGAUAUGCUCAGCAUGGUCGAUCAAUCCAAACUAGAUAGUUUAUACUGUCUGGGUUGUCGGAUAAAAUAUUGAAUAAGCUAGAAGCCUAGAUUGGGUAACUAUUUCCUGCAGCUGCUACUUGUUCCAGUAUAAUAAGUGUGUUAUGUCUAAAGUAAUAGCAGUUUCUUCCCUAUCUUGAAUGUAUUCUGAAUGUUAGUUGCAGUAGUUGUUAGUUGUAGCUUUUAGACAUAAGCAAAAUACUCUCUAUGGAGGGGAUGCAAGAUAAGUGCAACUUUUUAAUAUUAAUGAGUUUUUUGUAAAAUAAAGAACAUUCUCUGGGUGACAAUCCUGAGAAAAUAGAUCAUAUGUAUAUUUGUAUUAUAGUAGAACACAUAAGUACUGCUAUAAUUAAGGGUCUGGAAGCAUAUCCAUUAUAAGCCCCAUUUUUACAGGGGUUUGUAUCUUGGCUGUAAAGAAAUUUUAUACCCUGCAAAAAUUUGAGGCAGGAGUGUCUCAGAUUGAGAGGUAGGUUUUUUUUAAGGUUUGGAGAAACACUGUCUAGCUGUUUUGAAGUUCCAGGAAUAUUACCAAACAUCACAUUUUUGCACUCUUUUAUAUUCCGAUUUUUCAAUGUAAACAAACUGGAGCUUAGUGUGGAGUAUGCAGCUAGGUUGUUUUUAUAUUUAUAACAGCACAGUUAUAAAUAUUUGCAAAUCAUCCAGUGAACAGGAACAAUAAUCCUUUCACGUUUUUAAUGGCUAGGUCCAUAUUUAAUAUCAGUAUUCGGUAUAUGAUAGGAAGGAUUCAAAUAUUUGAAUUUUCAUUUUCACAUUUUAGGUUGAUGAGUGACAUCUCAGUUCACUUCCAAAAUAAGCAGAAUCUGCUUAAAUGCAAUCUCUAUCCAGACAUUUGUUUAAUGAAAAUAUGCUGAGAAAUGAAUCUUAUCUUCCAAGGAAACCAAAACCAAAACAUUAGAGGCUAAGAAACAGAGCUAUUAUGUAAAAACUAAAAGCCUGAUAUUGCUGCUCUAAUAUCUGAAAUUUAACUUACUGCACAAGCACAAAUGUUUGGGGUCUUAGGAUGCAAUGGGGUCUCUGGUCCAAUUAUUCUUAAGCAACUCAGCCAAGACAAUGGGACUACUCUAUUUUCAUU